Messenger RNA from Manduca sexta (tobacco hornworm), 555 nucleotides. Its product is annotated as oxidoreductase-like domain-containing protein 1. The coding region runs from base 45 to 380 and encodes 111 amino acids. The transcript is spliced from 3 exons. Gene Ontology annotation, cellular component: mitochondrion. NCBI's taxonomy places the organism in Eukaryota, Metazoa, Arthropoda, Insecta, Lepidoptera, Sphingidae. The record is from RefSeq and is a predicted model, not a curated record.
AAAUAAAGUGCCAUUUGUUAAAAAUGAAAUAAAAUGCACAAAUCAUGUUUAAGACAAGGUACACAUUCAAUGCCAUAAAAAGGCUGAAUAGUUCUCAAAUAAAACAAUGUACUACUACCAUACAAUGUCAAAACACAGAAGACGAAAAAGAAAAAGAAUUGGAGAGGAUAGCCAAAGAUGCCUCCAUAGACAACCCACCAACAGCAUGCUGCCAAUCGGGUUGUUCCAAUUGCGUGUUUAUAGUGUGGGCAGAAGCUCUAGCGAAUAAAAUGCAAAAUGCUAAUCCAGAGAUAAGUGAAAAAAUAUUGAAAAUGGUUGACGAUCCAUCUAUGAAAGCAUAUUUAGAGAUGGAACUAAGAUUGCGGGGACUGAGAAAAUGACUCAGAUGUUGAAAAUUGACAUUAAAUGUUGAAUAAGUGAUAUAAGAAAUAGAAUAUUGCAAUAAUGAUAGUUAGAUUAGUUGAUAAUUAUAAACAAAUAAUGUAUUAAUCUAAUGUUAAAAACUCUAUUUAGAAAUAUAUAUGUAAUAUAGAAUGGCAUAUUAAUUUAUUAUGA